Acanthamoeba castellanii str. Neff is the source of this 798-nucleotide messenger RNA. RefSeq lists its product as uncharacterized. NCBI's taxonomy places the organism in Eukaryota, Discosea, Longamoebia, Acanthamoebidae. The transcript is spliced from 6 exons. The record is from RefSeq and is a predicted model, not a curated record. The coding region runs from base 1 to 798 and encodes 265 amino acids.
AUGGAGCAAGACGAGGAGGGAAGCAGGGACGAUCGUCUGCCCAAGCGGGGACGCUAUCAUUUGCACGCAAAUGGUGAUGAUGAAGGUCAGGAACUGGAACACGAAGAGGAUGGCGCCAAUGCCGUGCCGCCAGAGGCUGUGGAUGGAGGCCGCAGUGGCAGUCUCUUUGCUGAACUGGCGUUGGCUGCGGCGAAGGCAAAGGAACACGUACCGGCCAUCGAGAGCAACCUUCUGUGGUACCAGCGGAGAGCAGCCGGUCUCGCCACCGACCUGUCCGGGGACGGGGCCUUCAGCUACAACUUCCGCACCAGGCAAGGCGCCCUCUUCCAGAUCGAUCCCGACUCACUCCCCGCGCCCCUCCCCAAACCGGGCAGGCGGACGGCGUUGCCGCCACCGAGGGAUGACGACGACGACGAAAAGGCCGAGGGCGAAGAGGAGGUGUGCCUCUACGACCCGGAGCAGAGCGAGGAGAUGGCGGUGCCGGUAGGGUACCACCGCGCCUCCAAGUUCGUGGCCGGGCGCGAGGUGAUCUACCUGCGCGAGGGGACGGGCGAGGAGGAAGACGAAGACGAAGACAAAGGCGAAGAGGAGAAACGCAAUCGCGCCACCGCCACCACCACUGCUACCUCGCCCACGGAGAAAGGGAAGGAGAGGGAAAGGGAGCCGCCCGCCGAUGAAAGCCCAGCAGCACCACAGGACGCGUCGGCUCGGGAGGAGGAAAGCGAGAAGCAGGACGACAAUGCCCCGGUUGACCGAGGACACACGGCACAGCCGCCCAAGAAGAGGUGGCGCGACUAG